Molecule: messenger RNA, 405 nt
Organism: Plenodomus lingam JN3
Lineage: Eukaryota; Fungi; Ascomycota; Dothideomycetes; Pleosporales; Leptosphaeriaceae
Source: RefSeq, a predicted model, not a curated record
AUGACACAGGCGUCCUACGCGACCCACAGGACCAGCACAGCAUCACAAAUUCAUACUCAUCUCCUCGACAAAAACCCAGGGAAAAAGCAAGAGCUCAACCUAUCUAUGAAGCCAUCUAUGUGGCUAGCAACAUCACCUGAAUCCCAGCAUGACGGGCUUUUAAGGCUCCGACCCAGGCCUCUUCGCGUAAACAAUCAGCAGAGAAUAGCAAACAAGGUGCGAUUGAGCAUCUCGGACCGACUCUGUACCCGACGUAUUACCUACCGGCAUGAUGGUACAAUAUUGUACCUACGCCCACACGGGUCCGCUUCGCUUGCAACGGACAACAACGCCGGUCACGAUGCCGGGCCGUUGGGUACGCGACGGGCUGGAUUUGGGGACCGGGUGGGCCGUCGUGUGCUGUAA